Molecule: messenger RNA, 551 nt
Organism: Dromiciops gliroides (monito del monte)
Lineage: Eukaryota; Metazoa; Chordata; Mammalia; Microbiotheria; Microbiotheriidae
Gene: FAM180A
Product: family with sequence similarity 180 member A
Exons: 3
Coding region: 30-551 (173 amino acids)
Source: RefSeq, a predicted model, not a curated record
AGGUGCUUUUUUUCUUCUUGAAGUAAAAGAUGUGUUGGAAGACCUUAAUGCUUCUGCUGCUAUAUUACAAUGCUCAGGCCACCCUGGCCCGCAGAUGGAGCAGAGCUCUGCUCUUCCCUUCGGCUCAUCGGUCAAAGAGAUCAUCCUCGGGCCCUCCCAACCCAGCGCUGCAGACCUCCCUAGAGGAAGUGGAGCUCCUCUAUGAGUUUCUUCUCGCUGAACUUGAGAUCAGCCAAGACCUAAGGAUCUCCAUCAAAGAUGAAGAACUCUCCUCCUUGCGGAAGGCCUCUGACUUCAACACCAUCUGCAAUGAAGUCAUCCCCAAGAGCAUCACAGACAUUCGACGGCUGAGUGCCCAUCUCUCUGAGCGGAUUGGUGUCCUCAAGAGAGAAGACUUUGAACGGACAGCACUAACCCUAGCCUACACAGCCUAUAGAACAGCCCUGGCCCAAGGGUUCCAAAAAGACAUAUGGGCCCAGUCUCUCCUUAGCCUCUUCCAAGCUCUGAGACAUGACUUGAUGAGGUCUUCCAGGCCCAAACAUUCUCAAUGA